UUUUUCUUUCUGUUGUUUUUUGUUUGUUUAAGACAAGAUCUUGCUAUGUGUAUAGCCAAGGCUAGGAGUUGAUAUAUUCCUGUCUGAGGCUCACACAUUUUGGAUCAUAUCUGUCACACACAACUUUUUAAAAGAAUGGUAUCUUAUGAAAAACUGAACUUUUGUUGAGGAUGAUCUGCUAUUGUAAUUAUAAGAUUAUAUGCACGUAUAUAUAUAUACAUACACACACAUAUAUAUAUGUAUAUGUGUAUAUAUAUAUAUAUAUAUAUCUUUAUUGUCUGAUGUCAGGAAAACUAUGUCUACCUCUGGCUAGUAAAUGGUUUGAAGGUUCUAACAAGUCCUUCUGAUUCUGCAAUAGUAGUUCCCUCAUAGGAAAAACUGCAGUUUCUUAAACAUAUGUAGAAAUGGUUUUUUUGUGUGUGUGUGUCAUUGCCAUAGAGCAUCAAACAUGGCAAAGUCCUGCAGGAAAAAAAAGGGGGGGAGGGGCAUUCAUUGGCCAAUGGGAGUCUGAAGCACUGUAGUAACAGGAAUUCCUGUGAGACUAGAAUACAAACCCAGAGUGCCCAACUGUGAUUAGGAUUCAUCCCCAAACACAAUCUUUACAAACGGCAGUUAAAUAUUUAAUGCAGUUAAAUAGUUUCAAUUAGUAAAAAUAUUAAAAUGUGGUUUGGUAGCUUCAGUUCUUUUUUCCUGGAAAGCUGUAACCUGUGUAGUACACAGUGAAGUGAAAUGGUAUAAUCAGAAAACUGAAGUCCUAAUAAAAAUGGCAGAUCAAAGUCAUGCCAUGUAGAAAGGUGAAGUUAUCAUCACACUUGGGACAAAUCUUUAAAACAUCAAUUUGGUAAAACUGGCUUUGAGGAACUAUAAAUUAUUUUGGUUAUUUUUUUUCAAGGUCAAAUAAAGUAAUUGUUAUCUCUGAUAGAGUAACACUGUGUGGUGUAAUAAGGACACUGAAAAUGUUAUACACAAUUAGGUAUUUUGUUUGGGAGAUUUCUAAAAUUUUAGAUACUUUUUUGACUUGCCAGUAAUGCUAUUACCCUGUUAGAGAAAUGCUCUAAAGAUGCUAGAUUUGGAAGUUAAUAGCCAUGUGGUUCUAUCCUGAUCUCACCGCUUACUACCCCCUGAAUCUAUUUUCUGGAGUAUAAAUGACAGCAGGCUUCAAUCGGGAACUGAACAGUCUUAUUAAACGGUCUGGAUGAGAAGCUCAGAGAGCGUCAGAGCCCCCGUGGAAAAGAUUUUCUUUAUAGCUUCUUUACCUACUGCAAUUAAUACUGCUUAGUGUGCACUGUCAAGUUUAAAAGAAAAAUUAGCCAUCUAGCUGCCCUUAGCCCACUGUCAUGCACUUCAGAAUAUUUCCUUUAAAAACAAUUCUUUGAAAACAUAACGAGAACAAACGUGUUCUCAUUAUCCUUUAGCCCCAGAUUUCCUUCAGAACUUAAAAAUCAUGCGCAAGCCAUAUUCAAGAUGUGUUAUCUCAAGAAAGUCCAGAACCCAGGCAGCAGUAUCAUGAAAAUAUCAAGUCCACACCCUCCUACACAUCAAUUUCAGCGGAACCAGAAAAGUACAUUGAUUUCUUUAUAACGAAAUCCAAAAUAUUCAGAAAAAAAUAGGGCCGGUUUCCAAGGGUUUUGUCCACAGACCCUUUCUGGAGCCGGCGUCCCUCUAUGAGAAGGGUUGGCAUUCUUUCGGUCUGUCCUGGGUGCUGGGCUCCGUGCAACUGUCCUCGCGGGUCGCGGUUCCCCGCCUCACCGGCCCACCAAUGGUUGAUGCCUCUCUCCUCGCCAUCCCGCCUUCCGAUGCCACAAUAACCAAUAGAAAUGAACGUAUGGAGUCCAGUAACCAAUGGGAACUGGGGGAGGCGGAGGCCGGUCCUCCCGCGGUGCAAGCUGGGCUUCUGCUCCGUUGCCCAGGAGCCGAAGCCGCCGAGCCGCCGCCCGCAGCCGUGGUCCCUACAGUGAGUGAGUUCAAACUCCCCGCAACCGCAGUCUGCAGCGUCCGGGUACUCUAGGUCUCGGACCGUAGCUGUCGGUCGGACUCGGGGAUCGGCCGAUGAUCCAGGCAGGAGCAGGAGGUGCCAGCUUGGAGGGUUGCUAUUUCUGGCUGCCUCAUGAAGAAUUAACUGUGGGAAUGAAAGUCGGCUCUCAGCAGCCAGUGCAGAAGUCCAACUGAGAAAAGAUGGUGACUCAGACUCCUCCGCUGGCAGUAGCACUGCAGAUGCGAAUGAAGUGUAUCUUGUGUUUACUGGUGUGGACUACAGACAUAUUGUGAAGAAAACAAACUGCACAUAAAUAAAAAUUAUUGCCAGGACACCAAGACUACGAAGACAUUCUUCAGUAUUUUCAUGAAUCUGUAAAAUUAUGUGACUAGAGAGGUCAUUUUUCCAGACGAUGGGGGAAAGAGCCCGAAGUCCAGAUAUUGAACAAGGAAAAAAAGGAGGCAAACACCCAUACUCUCAUUAUUCGUCUGACUUUGGGUCCUCACCACAGUCCUCUGGCCCCUCAUCACCUGUCAACACGACGCCAUGUGCCAGUACUAGGGAGAAGAAUCCCAAAAGACACUUGUCAGACAACCAAGUGCAUCACCCAACCGUUAGGAAAGUAAGUCCUAAGGCUGUACCCAGCAAAAAGGGCAUCCGAGUGGGAUUUCGGUCCCAAAGCCUCAACAGAGAGCCACUUCGGAAAGAUCCAGAUAUCGUAACAAAGCGGGUUCUUUCUGCCAGACUUCUGAAAAUCAACGAGCUGCAGAACGAAGUGUCAGAACUACAGGUCAAGUUAGCCCAGCUGCUCAAAGAGAACAAGGCUUUGAAAAGCCUUCAGUAUCGUCAGGAGAAAGCGCUGAAUAAGUUUGAAGAUGCGGAGAACGAGAUCUCACAACUUAUACACCGCCAUAACAAUGAGAUUACUGCGCUCAAAGAACGCUUACGAAAAUCUCAGGAGAAGGAGCGGGCGACAGAGAAAAGAGUGAAAGAGACAGAAGGUGAACUAUUUAGGACGAAAUUUUCCUUACAGAAACUGAAAAAGAUCUCCGAGGCCAGACACCUACCGGAGCGAGACGAUUUGGCCAAGAAACUGGUUUCGGCAGAGUUAAAAUUAGAUGACACGGAGAGAAAGAUUAAGGAGCUAUCGAAGAACCUGGAGCUGAGCACGAACAGUUUCCAGCGGCAGCUGCUCGCUGAAAGGAAAAGAGCAUUCGAGGCUUACGAUGAAAAUAAAGUUCUUCAAAAGGAGCUGCAGCGGCUCCAUCACAAGCUCAAGGAAAAGGAGAAAGAAUUGGAUAUAAAAAACAUCUAUGCUAAUCGCCUGCCCAAAUCCUCUCCAAAGAAAGAGAAAGAAAUCGAAAGGAAACAUGUAUCCUGCCAGAGUGACUUUACAGACCAGUGUACAAAAGGAGUACAGACCGCUGAAGACUUUGAGCUGGAGGACUUUCCUUUCACAGCCCAGACAGUUCUCUGCUAUGAAAACAGAUGGGAUGAACCAGAAUAUCUCUCUUCGUACCUGGAGUACCAGGAUCUCAACAAACAUGGAUCAGAGAUGCUAAGUUCAGUGUUGGGACAAGAAGGAAAGUAUGAUGAAGAUGAGGACCCAUGCUCUGCAAAGCAGGAGGCCAGGAAGCCUGAGAGUGAAUGGGCAAGAGAAGAACUUGAUAAGGUGAAAGGCAAGUCAGCUUUGCUAGGGAGAGCAGAGAAGCUGGCAUUGGAAGCUGGGAGAUUCCCAACGGAAAAUUAUCAAGCUCAGUCUGUCGAUAAAUUCGAAGAUGAGGCAGAAAGACUAAAGACAGAAAUGCUCCUUGCCAAACUGAACGAAAUCAACAAAGAACUCCAAGAUCCUCAGAACCUCGGGCGGGCCCCUUUGCCAUUGCUGCCCAACUUCGAAUCCAAGCUGCACUCUCCAGACAGAAGUACCAGACCUUACUCGUUCCCCGAGUCCUUAGACCGAUCGUUUAAUGGACAACACUUGCAGGACUUGAGUUUUUUAACUCCCAGGGGAGAAGGCGGGAGUCCAGGACCGAUCCGAAGUCCAGGACAGAUCCGAAGUCCAGCCCCUCUAGAUGAGUUUUCAUUUGGUAGCUAUGUGCCUUCGUUUGGAAAAACAUUAGGGAAGUCAAAUCCACCUAGCCAAAAAAGUAGCCUUUUAGAUUUCCAAAGCAACAGUUCUGAAAGCCCGAGUAAAGACAGUCUUGAUUUAAUGUCGAGGAAAGAGAAAAAGGCGACUCUGAUGGAGCAGCUGUUUGGCCCCAGCGCCAGCAACACCAGUGUCUCCUCCAAGAGCACCGACCCACACUUCCCUGCUGCCAGCAGAGGUGACAUGGACCCUCUUCAUUUCCUCUCUGGGGACAGAAACAGCAGAGUCCGGGAGCCUGGCGAUGAAGAGGAAGACCUUUUCCUCAGGGAAGGAAGAAGUUUUAAUCCAAAUAGACACCGGUUGAAGCACGCAAGCAAUAAGCCAACAGUCACGGCCGUUGACUCUGUUGAUGAGGACAUUGAAGAGGUUACCCUCAGAUGACUGACUGGAGCACACAGAGUAUAUAUAUAUUUUUCAAUUGUAAAUAUUAAAGUAUUUUAAUACAGUAUUUAUUAUAAACAUUUAAACUUUCAAUGGUAAAGUAGCCUUAGGAGGGAGUAAUUUUUAGUGGCUAAAUAUGGCACAAUUAAACAAAUAGUGCCGUACCAUAAAGCCACAUUGCUAAGAAUGCUUUUUUGUUUUGAAAUGAACCCAAAGGAGAGUUGUUGCGUACUAUUUUUCUGUUUUACAGCUAGGUCUCACCAAACUAGCACAUUGGAAGUUUCACUUCACUGGAAUCUUCCUCGUUUCUUUUCCCUCUAUUUUUGAUCCAACAUCAGUGAGCCCAAGUAUUGUUUUUCUACUAAUGGCUAAGUGGAAAUUGAGGGUCUGCAGUAGGAUUAGAGACCUCAGGUGGCAGACAGCAGUGGGACUUAGGAGCUGUGUCCUUGUCUGAGGUGACAGAGCCAAGCCACUCUUGAAUGGUGAUGGCAAUAAAGUUGGGACUUCCUUCCUUGUGAGAAUAUCCCCGGGCACUGAAGUAUACACUGGACAGUUACUCCUGAGGAGUAAUCACUACUCCUCAGUUGCAGGCCUGCAGCCACUCACUGCUGUUCUGCUGGCCACUUGCGUGGAUCACGGUAGAGCACAGGAGACACGGUUGCCUUCAUGGCAUCCCUCCCCGUGGCUGUAGGAGGCUCGGGCGCUCUGUCCUUCCUCUCCUCUUCUGUACACUCAGUAUUCUGGUGACCAGGUGGAAGAUUCUCUACCAAAUACAGGCAGGAGAAGAAAUGACAGGCCAACACAGAAUAAUUUUCAACUCAAUUAUGUUUCCGGAGUGAUAUGUUUGGAAAUUUUAAUACAUAUUUUUAAGAUUUGAACUUGUGCUCCAACUCAGGAGACAGCAGUGUGAUACUCUUGGGUUUACAGGACAGAUGCUGAUGCAGCCUCACAAAGAAGGUUCCCGCCUGGCUGAGGAGAUGCAAUAGUUUCCUGUUGAAAGGCACAGGUCUCCUUCCACUCAGUUCAGGACAGCUGCAGGGGCAUUUACUGACUUGGUCUGGUCUGUUGGAGCAGUACUCAAUCAGCUGAGGAGAAACACUGUAUGUUACAUGGGUGACUGGAGCAGUGUGUCCAUUUGUUCAUAGUGUGCAUCUUACGCAAGGCAUACAUACUGAUUGGGGGAAAGGGUUGCCAUGGUACUUGAUAAGACCUUCCCUGGUCGGUCCUGAUUCACAGCCGUAUUGCUGUCAUCCUCCUGGAUUGGGUUGUUGUCAUAUUUUUGGUAACAGACUCUUCUUAAAGUGCUAAAUAAUAUUUAAAACUUUUCUCAAAAGAAGAUUUUAGGUCUUCUGUGAAUAAGCAUUUACUAUAUUGCAAAUCAUUGUAAUAUAUGUAAACAUGUUAUUUGUGACACAGUUCUUGAUAAAGCAUUAUGUAAUGUUAAUUUUGUUCAUGGCUGUAAGUUUUCUACCAAAGUAUUCUAAUUUUAAGGUUUUUAAAUUGUUUUUUUUUCCAGAAAAAUUUUUAUUCAUUAUUUUCAUUAUAUUUAUGCCUUUUUCUACUUAAAAGACUAUUUAACCCAAUGAAACAAAGAAUUAUCAAAAUUAAAUUAAGUUAAAAGCUUAAAGGCAUUAUGAUGUUUAGGAUUAAAAUUUGAUAUUAAAAUGUACAGAACUUAGAAAGCAAAUCAGUUUUUUCUAUGUCAAGUUAAAUUUAUUUGUACUCAGAACUCUUACUAAUAAAAGGUUCAAACACA
Molecule: messenger RNA, 6258 nt
Organism: Mus musculus (house mouse)
Lineage: Eukaryota; Metazoa; Chordata; Mammalia; Rodentia; Muridae
Gene: Lca5
Product: Leber congenital amaurosis 5 (human)
Exons: 9
Coding region: 2388-4502 (704 amino acids)
Cellular component (GO): axoneme; cytoskeleton; cilium
Source: RefSeq, a predicted model, not a curated record